Messenger RNA from Bactrocera tryoni, 686 nucleotides. RefSeq lists its product as uncharacterized. The record is from RefSeq and is a predicted model, not a curated record. Lineage: Eukaryota; Metazoa; Arthropoda; Insecta; Diptera; Tephritidae. The transcript has 2 exons. Bases 151 to 465 code for a protein of 104 amino acids.
ACUAAUCAACUUUCAUCUACAGAUUCACCACAACCAUACAAAAAUUCUACCAAAGGGCUUAUAACAAUAAUUUCGAAUUUGUUUUCAACAAUUAUUAUUCAAUUUAAUAAUUUUUGAAGUGAAUUUUUAUUGAUAAAUAUUGAAAGAAAUAUGUCGCAUUUCCAAAGCGUACCAGACACAGGAGAUGAUUUAGACAACGAAUCUGUGGAAGUGUUGCGUGCACGGCUAAACGACAUGAAGCGGUUGAUGAGUGAACGCACUGCCCAAAUACAACAGAAUCCGGCCACCACGGAGCAAAUAUGGAGCACUAAACGACAAAGCGCGACAGGAAUUAUCGAUGGCAAUUUCCUAAGCGUUGCCUUUGGAGGCGCUCUAUUGGUUAUCGUUUCGGUUUCAGUGUACGCAUUUUACAAUUUAUAUCAUGCAAUAUUGAAGAAGUUCCCCUCACAUCAUGAAGAACUGUAGAAAGUUAAAUGCAAUUUAGCGUUAUGAAAAAAAGGGAGUGAUACGGACUACACACAGAUGUGCACUUCAUAUUUGCGAAUACAAACAUACGCAUUGAUUCGUAUGGCAUAUGAAAAUAUGACAUCUGUGGUGUGUUUAAGUUAUACUGAAGUUUACGGGUUACUUACACAAACGUUAAACUAAAAGAAUUUAUAUAUGUUUGCGAAAAAAUACUGUACCAC